AAACGUCACUUUCAGAAGUUGCCACGAAAGCAGUGUGGCAUGAUGUGGAAGUUAGUGAGCUGCACAUUUUGCCUCUUUAUGUCCUCACAGCUGAGUUUAUGGUCUGUUUGGGCCUCAGCGGAGGAGCUGGAGGGAGAGGUGAAGACUGAGGUUUUAUUUAAGCCCGAGGAGUGCACUCAGAGGAGCAAGAGAGGAGAUCUGAUCAACGCUCACUACGAUGGGUACCUCGCCAAAGAUGGUUCCCAGUUUUACUGCAGUCGAUCAGACAAAGAUGGGCACCCUCAGUGGUUUGUGCUGGGUGUCGGACAAGUCAUCAAAGGCCUUGACAUUGGAAUGAUGGAUAUGUGUCCUGGAGAAAAGCGAAAGAUAACGGUUCCAUCUGCGUUGGCAUUUGGUGAACAAGGCAAAGGUCCAGUGCCACCAAACGCUACUGUGGUCUUUGAGGUGGAGGUGUUCUCUGUGUCCAGGGGGCCACGCAGCAUGGAGGCAUUUGGAAAGAUGGACAUUGAUAGAGACAAAAGUCUCACAAAGACAGAGGUUAAAGAAUAUUUGAAGCUGGAGUAUGAAAAAGGUGGGAAGCCUCGUGAUGAGCCUUUCUAUGAGAAGAUUAUGGCUGAUAUAUUCCGCAAGAUUGACCAUGACAGAGAUGGACUGAUCAGUGCGAAGGAGUAUAAUAUUUAUGAACACGAUGAGCUCUAAUGUCUGAGGUGGUCGAUUCUGUUGUUUUGUUUAGUUAUGGUUUGUACCUUGAGUUUUUAGAAAGAAAGAAAACAAGGUUUGUUCAUGAAAUUAAGGAAAUGUCCAUCAACAGAUGUUCUUGCACUGUUAGAUAUACAGUAUCUUUAGGGGUUUUUUUUCAGUCUACACCUCUUUAUAUCAACAUGCCUCACCCACUUCUACUUCAGCUAGCAGGUUAUUGCUUUUCCUAAAGUGCCUUUUAAAAACCCCACUUGUUUUCAGGCGUAAAGAAGCUGCUGUGGUUUUACAGAAAAGUAUCUCUUCCUCUUCUGUGGUUGUGUUUUGUUUUUUUGUUUUUUUCAUUUUUGGUAUCAGCUCAGUGGCAUUAAUACAAAGAGAAUUCUUGGCUCUUUGUGUGACUGACUGUUUUUUAAAAUGUUUUAAAAUGUUGUUACUAUGAAAAAACUGUAGCAGUGAUUAUUUGGUUAUCAGAAUACUGGAGGAUGAUCAUUUUGUGGAUGGAUUUGUUUUCUUUUAAGAGCAGACAUGAAAUAAGUGAGGUAGUCACUAUUUCCAAUCCAGCAAAGAACGUCUGCGAAACCUGUGAAAAUGCGUACUUUUGUGCAAAUACCACUAAAUUUGCUAAUUUAAAAACCUUUAUUCUUGGUAAACAUAUACGUUUGCGGCACAAACACAAAAUCACAAGAUUGCACAAUGUUGUUGAAUCAGUGGCUCUUGAAACUUUAACAUGACUGCCAUGUGAGAAUGUGGUUGAACAAGACAUGAGAAUGAACAACUCUGACUUUCCCUCCCCCCUUUGAAUAUUUAGCCCUACAAUCUGCAAUAUAGCAUUGAUGUACAGCUGAACAGAUAACAGUGGAAACCUUGAAAAGGAGACUGGUGUAUAUAUUUUUUUAGGACUAAUCAUACUAGAAUUCCCAAACAGGAUGUUUAAUGAAAUGUGAGACACCAUUCAUUAAUUGACAGUAAAUGCACACAAAAAGUUUUAUGUCUUUAUAUGGUCAAAACUCUGAUUACUAUUGUACUCUGCUGAACCAUUUUUGCAUUUAGUAACUAAGUCACAAAUUUACUACACUAUGUUCAAUUUUGCAAUGAGAAUAAAUAAGAUCCAUCCAUCCAUCCAUUAUCUAUACACCGCUUAAUCCUCACUAGGGUCGUGGGGGGUGCUGGAGUCUAUCCCAGCUGACUCAGGGUGAAGGCAGGGGACACCCUGGACAGGUCGCCAGUCUGUCGCAGGGCUACAUACAAAGACAAACAAUCACUCUCACAUUCACACCUACGGGCAAUUUAGAAUGAUCAAUUAACCUCAGCAUAUUUUUGGACUGUGGGAGGAAGCCGGAGAACCCGGAGAAAACCCACGCAUGCACAGGGAGAACAUGCAAACUCCAUGCAGAAAGAUCCCGGGAAAGCCGGGACGCGAACCAGGGAUCUUUUCACUGCAAGGCAAAAGUGCUAACCACUACGCUACUGUGCAGCCCAAGAAUAAAUAAGAGAUUUUGUAUUUGCAUUCAACCUCUAGCUUAGGUGGGGAUGACAGAACUGUAAGGACAGACCUGAAUAAAAACAUCACAUUCUGCAGAACUGUGUGACUUUCUGACCUGAAAUUACAAAAUUACAAUUUACUUGUUAUAUUAGUGUUUCCUUUAUUCUUUAAUAAAUGCAUUUUGUUUUUUCAUCAA
Amphiprion ocellaris (clown anemonefish) is the source of this 2378-nucleotide messenger RNA. RefSeq names its product FKBP prolyl isomerase 7 (gene fkbp7). Gene Ontology annotation, molecular function: peptidyl-prolyl cis-trans isomerase activity; calcium ion binding. Bases 40 to 699 code for a protein of 219 amino acids. Lineage: Eukaryota; Metazoa; Chordata; Actinopteri; Pomacentridae. The record is from RefSeq and is a predicted model, not a curated record. The transcript is spliced from 4 exons.